AUGGGGAGCAAUCAACAUGGAGAUUUUGGAUUUGGGACCGCAAGAUCAUCAUCUAAUUCCUCAAGGAGAGGGAAGAAGAUCAGCUCAGAGAAGCCAAGGAAACCUCAGAGAGGACUUGGGGUGGCCCAAUUGGAGAAGAUUAGAAUUCAGAGCCAAAUGAUGGAUAAUUAUAACAUGCAAUCACUUCAUCCUCCCUUCCAUAGUAAUUUUCUCAUGGAGGAUGGCAUGAGACAAACAUCCAACUUUCCAUCAUCUUCCCCUACAUCUUUUCAAUAUCCCAAAUUUUCGAAUCUGUACGAAGAUAAUAGAAUUGGAGAAUCAUACUCAUGCACAUCAGCUAGGUUUUUACAGCCUGAUGGCAUCAAUGGUAAUUCAUAUGCCAAUUAUCUUGGGCAGGUGGCUAAUUUGCCACUCAUGGAGGAAACAAUGGAGAGGAGAUAUCUGCAAAAUCAAAGCUACUCUGCAGGAUCUUUAGGCCAUGUCUCAGAUUCAAGCGACUCACAAGAGCUAGACUUGGAGCUCAGAUGUGUAAAAUGA
Molecule: messenger RNA, 537 nt
Organism: Phalaenopsis equestris
Lineage: Eukaryota; Viridiplantae; Streptophyta; Magnoliopsida; Asparagales; Orchidaceae
Product: protein SPEAR3-like
Exons: 6
Coding region: 1-537 (178 amino acids)
Molecular function (GO): DNA-binding transcription factor activity
Source: RefSeq, a predicted model, not a curated record